Molecule: messenger RNA, 7584 nt
Organism: Scophthalmus maximus (turbot)
Lineage: Eukaryota; Metazoa; Chordata; Actinopteri; Pleuronectiformes; Scophthalmidae
Product: FHF complex subunit HOOK interacting protein 1A-like
Exons: 19
Coding region: 1149-4676 (1175 amino acids)
Source: RefSeq, a predicted model, not a curated record
UUUAUUUAUUAUACACAUCGACUGAUGUCAUCGGGCCAACAGAUUUAUCUAGAUAAAGAUGAACAGAUCGAUCGUGCAAAUAAUAUGCAGAUUAAUUGAUGAAAGCCAAUAUCUAAAGCGUAAACACACACACACACACUCACACACACUCACACACACACACACACUCACACACACACACAAACACACACACACACACACACACACACAGGUUGUUCUGAAAACACACAAGAGUUUUCAGUGAGAGAAACUCACAGCUGUGCGAGAAAAAGAGCGAAGCAGAAAAACUGUACGAGAACGCACCAACUGUGCAAACAGAAGAAGAAGAAGAAGAAAGAUCAGGAUUUCAAGCGCAACAGACUGCUGAAGUGCCCUUGAGCAAGAUGAGAUGUGUCGUCAUCGACACGUUUUCCUCUAAACCUCAAUCGGAUGAAAUGAAGGGAAUCAUAAAGCGGGUCAGACACUGUGUGUGUGUGUGUGUGUUUAAUCCCUGGUUUGUGUGAUGGCAUGUGACCGUCUGACUUUAACAAGGACACACACACACACACACACACACACACACACGCUGGCACAAGUAGGGACUCUCCAUGUUGACCAUUGACCCAAAAACCGUCUCUUCUUCUUCUCAGGACACGUCUUUUGUACCCAGUCGGACAAUUAACACUGUUGUUUGGUCUUUUUUUGAAAAAUUCAAACACACACACACACACACACACACACACGCACACUUAUGUUGGCGAUUUGGGAUUAAACAUCACAGUCUCAUACAAAACAGUUUACAAAUCCAUCCUUCACCAUCUGGGCCUCUAAUCUGAGCUUGUGUGUGUGUGUGUGUGUGUGUGUGUGUGUGUGUGUGUGUAUUUAUGUGUAUGUGUGUGUGUGUGUGUGUGUGUGUGUGUGAGAGAGACAGACAGACAGUUUACAAUCUCUCUCUCUAUAUCUCUUUUUUUCAGGAUAACCGGCGGCACGCUCGCUCGCCCAUGUCGCCCCAGCGGCAGCGCAGAGGGCAGCAGCUGCCCACAGAGCCCGGGAGAAGAGCCUGAUCCUGGGGUGGGAGAGCCAGCUAAUGCCCCCGGUCCCCCAUGAACACACACCCACACACAGAUGUUUACCUGGAACAUGCCAUAGCCGUCUGACAGCCAAUCAAAAUGAUGGCCUCAAUGGUUGUCAGGGGCAACCGGAAGAAGUCUCUCACGUUGAGGGGCGUGGACCCGGAGACCUGCAUGAUAGUGUUUAAGAACCACUGGGCACAGGUGGUGAAGAUCCUGGAGAAACACGAGCCGGGUCGUAGCGGCGCCGGUGCGCUGAGUUUCCUCUCUGGUCAUGCCAGUAGCAGUAGCAGCACCUGCUCUGGGGCGUUACGCCUCGGGCCCAUCCCGCCGGACGAAGCCAGCGCUGUCCAGAACUACGUGGAACACAUGCUCUUCCUGCUGAUGGAGGAGGACGCGGGGCAAGGGGGAGCGAUGGGUCCGAUCCUGGAGUUCGUGGUUCUGGAGGGCGUGAUGGAGAGGCUGUUUCUGUGGAGCCUGAGGAGGCAGUUCACCGAGGACAUGAAGCUGGAGCAGCUCAGGAUGUACCAGAUGCUUCUGUCGCAGGCCAAACAGCCGCUGCUGCACCACAAGCCGGUUCUCCGGCCGCUCAUGAUGCUGCUGGCCUCGUGCGCUGGAGCCGGAACCGACAGCGGCGGCGUGGUGGAGGCGGAGCUCGUCCUCCUGCUGAACCAGCUGUGCGUCGCCCUGGUCAAAGAUCCCUCGGUGCUGGAACUGUUCUUCCACACCAGCGAGGACCAGGGAGCCGCCAACUUCCUCCUCUUCUCCCUGCUCAUACCGUAUACACACAGACAGGGUUCGGUCGGCCAACAGGCCAGAGACGCUCUGCUGCUCAUCAUGUCUCUGUCGGCCUCUGAGCCUCGAGUCGCCCAGCACAUCGACCAGAACACAUACUUCUGUCCUGUUCUGGCCACGGGUCUGUCUGGUCUGUACUCGUCUCUUCCGGCCCGGCUGCAGGUUUACAGUGAAGACUGGCACUGUCUGGACCAGGCCGACUGGCAGCAGGUCCCAGCUCUCGUCCACUUCCUGCACUCACUGGACUUCUGUAGUGCUGUCACCAAGGUUGCUCAUCCCUCCAUACGGGCUCAGUUGCUGGGUUACAUCUACAACGGCUUCUUGGUGCCUGUGCUGGCUCCCGCUCUGCACAAGCUGACGGUGGAGGAGGUGAUGACCACGACGGCGUACCUGGACCUGUUCCUGCGCUCCAUCUCUGAGCCCGCCCUCCUCCAGACCUUCCUGUCCUUCAUCCUGCUGCACACGCACGACAACGUGCACAUCCUGGACACACUGGUCAGCAGGGUCAACACACCUUUCCAGUUGGGAACGGUGUCGCUGGCUCUGUUCAGGACUCUGAUUGGUCUGUUCUGUGAAGACGUCAUGUUGCAGCUGGUGUUCAGGUUUCUGAUUCCCUGCAGCCACCUGAGCAGGAAGCAGCGCUCCUCCUUAAAGCAGAGAGACUGUUACUCCACCACCGCUGCCUCCUUCCUGUUCCUCUUGCCCUCCUGGUGCCCCGUGUACCUCCACAACACAAACACACACUCGCACUCUGAGCACAUCCACUGGCCUAAAGGAGCAGACCUGUCAGUAUCAGACAGUGUUGGUUACUGUCGAGGUUCAGACUUUCUGAUGGAUGUAAACUACCCCCACUACCUUUGGGACGCCCGUCAGGCCAUCUCAACAUCCCACAGGGCAUGUCGGCUCUGGUCAGCACCAUACGAUGGGAUACACCCUUCGCUUGAAGAAUACCGGUCUGACACACCAGGGAAUGACAUAGAGGAAGAGGAAGAAAUUGUACAGCGAGUCAAGAGUGACUCCAUCUGCUCUUUGGUCAUCCCUUGUCCCCCCUCGGCCCUGUCCCCCACCCCCUCCUCCUUAGAUACCAUCUCCACAGGCAACCAGACAGGAAGAGCCGGUUCUGCCCUGGAGCUGGAGUGGGAUGACAUUUUUGCAGAUGACGAUCCCUCUUCAUCAGCAAUGUUGAACUUGGGGUUAGCGAACGGCGGCGGGACCAUGGGUACAACUACGCCAGAACCUCCCUCCCUCCCUCUACCACCUCGGCACAUCCAGGAAAUGCGACGCAGUGCGAUCAAGUUGGUGCACGGCUCCUACGUAGAGGAAUCCGACUUUCAGGACGACGUUCUGGUCUACGACCUGGUCGCCCAGAAAGACACAAAGGCAGCCAUUUUGGAGCGACUCAUGGCAGCAAAUCGACUGGCACGUGGAAGUAUCUCACACAGUCAGCGAGUGACGACGGCGUCAACGAUCACAACGAUGUUAACGACAACGGGGAGAACAGUGAUGGAAACAGUUAACAGCAUUAUGUCGACACGGAGGAGGAGCGAGGAUGGAGAGAGGGAGGAAAGAAGAAGGACUGAAGAAUAUGGAAUGGAGCUGACGAGGAGGGGUGAGGACUGUGGAAAGGAGACUGGUAGAAGGAAGGAUGAAGAAGAAGAUGAGGAAAACAGGACAAAUUCACAAGGAGAACAGAAGAGACAUCAAGUUUUCACCAAUGGUUUUAAGGCAAAGGAUCACAUCAUCGACGAAUGUAUUGAUGCUGAGGAAGACAGCCAGUCGUUUGAGGAAAGCUGCAAUCUGAGUGACUGCACAACAAUCACAACUAUCAAUCACAAGCACACAACACAACAACAGCAUAAACAUCACAUCACUCAACAUCCGACGCCACAUCUAGUGACAAACGCUUUUUCCAAUGGCCACGAUGAAUCUGAGCCACGUUACCCUUUGGUUUCUGCAACUAAUGCCAAGUCUCCAAGUCUGCUUGAUAACAAAGUCCCUAAAAACGAUGGCUUCCUGUCCCAAUACCAUGAACUCAUGUUGUCUUUGGGGGUGGAGCCAGACUAUGACGACGUCACAGACGACAUCUGCACAUUUAGGAAGCGUGUCCGACUGCUGAGGCAAAAACUGGAGGAGGAGAAAGUGGGGCUCUGUGAGGAUUCCAUUUUUAGCUUGGAUGACGGAGGUGUGGAAGGAGAGGAGGAGGAGGAAGAGGAGUCGAUGGAAGAGGAAGAUGAAGGAGAGGAGAUGAGGAGUAGCAGUAAGAAAGGCAGCAGGAGGCAUGGAGUUCCAUUUACAGGUCCGUUCAUCAGUGUCCUGUUGUCCCGGCUCGAGAACCUUCUGGAAAACUCCAUCGCCGUAAACCUGCUGGUGACGGGCAUCCUGGCCCAGCUGGCGUCGUACCCACAACCUCUACUGAGGUCCUUCCUGCUCAGCACGGACAUGACGCACAUCCAGCCCAACGUACGCACACUAUAUCAGGUGUUGGUGUCGGUGCAUGCUCAGAUUGAACGCUACGUGGCGGCAAGACCAGACUAUCCAGCCCUGGUCACUCAGGCCUGGAGGUUCCUGUUGGCCAAAGACCAAGACAGCAAGUUUAGAGAGUGCCUCGAGUCUCCGUGCGGCGACAUCAUCCUGGACCCUUCUCUUCCCAACGGCUCUGUGAAGGACGCCCUGGCUCUGCCGCCUCUCGGCGUCUUGCCGCCCUGCCCUCCGAUCCCGGCCCACGCCAAGAACCGGGUGUUCGCCAUCGUCCUGUACGCCGAGUUCCUCAAAGAGCUCGCCGCCAUCGGCCAGGAGCACAGCAUCGCACUGGACUGUUCUGCCGAGGAAUAAUCGGGGGAAUAUUGGUGGCUUUUAAACUGCUUGUCAAGGCGUUAAUAAAUCUGCAUUAGAAAUUGCCGCUGAUGUGCCCGUGAGCGAGGCACUGCUGAAAACUUCAAUCUAAAGAACUGCUAAGGCGCCACCGGCAGAAGAGCCUGUAAAAGUCCUGAACGUACAAGCACAAAACAUGCAGCAGAAAUGAAAUGACUCCUUGAGGAGUACUACAACAUGUGUGAGCAAAUUGAUUUUGUGCAUACAUGUGUACAGUAUAUAUAUUUCCUGACAGCACUUGAAAAUGUUGACGUUGUCCCCAUGUGAAUAUGAAUGAUAUUUAUGAUAAAUCGUUUUCCAUUCUCUCUCUAUGUUUGUGGGGUCUGUGCAAAUAGUUUUCUACACUCUGACGUGAAAUCUGUGUUUUCUUGACAUGAAGAAAGUAAAAUAUUUGGUCCAUUCCAGCUAUUUUAAAUCGACCUUGUGCUCGCAAAAGGAGACUUGAUGAUGCAGGACAUUAGCAUAAAAACAAAACCAACCUUUCUCCAAAAACAUUAAAGUGGGACUGUGUAAGGUUUCAGUUACACAGUCCCACUUUAAAAAUGAUUUUACAUCAGAUUAAACUUCAAUUUAUCAAUAAUUUCGAACACAAAAACCUGCUAGCCCGCUAGUAAGCUACAAGGUAGUUAAGCUAGUAGCUAGCUGCUUUGGCUAAAUGUUCAAAAUGACUUUGAAAAUCAUUAGUUGAUGUUUGAAAAGGAAGCAGAUGUCAACUCAAAUAUUAAUAUUGCAAAAGACAAGGUGACUUUAUCCCUUAAGCCCAAAUGUGCUUUAAUGUCAAUACCAGCAAAAAAAAAAAAACAAGAAUUUUUAUUUUCGCUCAACUUGCUAACUUUUUUGUAGUCGUAACAAACAAUGUCGGGGUUUUUUGCCAGCUGGAAUUAAAUAAUGCAUAUUUACAUAAAACACCACAUUCAAUAAUGUGUUCUUUCAGAGAAGCCCUUCAGAUUUGCAUCUUAUAUUUGUCCCUCCUGUUGUGUCAUUGUGCAUCUGUAGUCAACAGAGACGCUUGUAUUUCAGUUUCCCUCAGUAUCCGUUUUUUAAAAUCUUACAGUUGAAACUUUUAAAGGUGAAAACCUUUUUUCCUGUCGUGUCUUCAUACGCAGAAACACAAUCGCCCCGACAGACUAAUGACGACGCCUUACUUCAUCCGACAAAGAGAUUUCAGUGCAAUAUACCCAGAUGCAAUCUUGUGCUAAUACCAGAUUUGUGGGUUUAUCACAGUUGCACUUGUUGUUGCAGCGUGUUUCAUUGUUUUCAAUGUGAAUCGUGUGACUUUUUUGUAAUUUAUUGUUUUUUUGUCCCUUUUCAACUGAAAAGAAAAAAUCUCCUGUGGUGCGUUCGGAUCGGGUCUGAAAGUAGGUCGAUUUGACGUCUAGUUUCAACCUGAUGUUUUUGUUGAACACUUGAACCUGUCGCAGAAUCUUAAAACAGAGCGGAAACUCGGAAGUGCGUCAGCGCUCGUCAUAGCGCAAACUGUGCUGUGCGUCAUGACACGAUUAUGGGAUGGACCGUAGCAGCACAGCUCUCAGCCAAAGCUUGUUGAGGGUCGGUGCUGCCACCUGCUGGUCAACCACUGUACGGACACUGAUCUGAUCUUUCCUUUUGGGGAAUAAAUUAUUGCCAAGAAGAUGAUGUGAAAAUAAUGAAACCGACGGCCAAAAUAUAUGUGGAUUGUUUCAAACGCUUUGUCUGUGUCUGUCUUUCUUUUUGUGUUUUGUGAUAAUACAGUGUCUUAUUAAGAGGCUGUGCCACUUAGCGGAAUGCUAACGUCAGCCUGCAGUUUUGAGGUCAAGAUUCUUGUUUACCAACCAACAUAUUCGGUCCCACAAUUGUUCUGCCGCAACGAGACAGCGACAACGUCCAAACAUGCCGCCAGAGUCCCAACGAAGUAUCGUCGGAGACGAGCAGAUGGCCCAGUCCUCACGAAGACCCGAUCUCAACAAACACUUGGAAGGAGGGAUUUCAUUCUUGCAUGUUUGGGUUUUGUAUUCAUUCAUUUAGCAGUUAUAGUUGGCUAAAUGGAUGACGGGGUCACAGGGUCCUACUGGUGAACAAGUCACAAUCUGGCCCCUCUGGCAGUGAAGAUAAAACAUGUUGUGGCCCUCCCUUGGCAUCAAAGUUGCCCAUCCCUGGGUCAGAGUCGGAGGCAGAAGAUUCUGAGACAGAAUAAGUCCAACUGUGGCAAACGUCUCCAAGCGUCUGUGAACCACCGGCAGAACCCGACGAGAACCUGAAGAAAGAACUGGUGCUACUUUAAAGGCGGAGGGUGUUGAGUGAUUUAGCUUCACACGGGUGAUAUGAGCGGAGACAGUUCUGUGGCGACGUGACGUCUCCGUCGCCCUGUGGUUAGUGAACUAGUUUCCUGUCCCCGGUGCGCAGAGGCGCGAGGCGACGGAGGACAGAGACGAAGGCGGUGGCGGCCUUCUGUCGACUGGAGAAUCUCCGGUGGUCGGAGUUCAAAUGGCCUGACGUUUGGCAGAGCGGAAGAAGUAAAAGAAGAGGAAGAAUAACAAAGAAGAAGAGGACAAGGACAGGAGGCGACGACGAUGAUGACGACGACGGCGAUGAUGGUGAAGGUUUAUCUGCUGCUGUGGGCUGUCGGUGUCGCAGUCAUGUCGUCAGACGGGGUUCACGAUGACGAGCGUGGUGAACUCGACGAUGAAGACAUGGACAAAGAGUGCAGCGGUCAAUCACCAUUGAUGCCUGAAGUCAACAGCACCAGUGUGUCCUCCUCCUCGGCCCACCUCCAUCCCUCCGUCCCGGUCCUCGCUCUUCUCCCUUUGUGCGUCUCGUCCCACUGACGAUCAUUUCGCACCUCGUCCGUUGCGAUGCCAUUUGUUUGAACUGUAUAAAUCAUAAAAACAAA